This is a messenger RNA of Chara braunii, 1708 nucleotides long. The record is from the annotation of a GenBank genome assembly. Lineage: Eukaryota; Viridiplantae; Streptophyta; Charophyceae; Charales; Characeae.
CGCUGCAGCAAGCACCUGGGCCCAUGCAGCCUAUGCAGUGGAUGCCCAAGAUAGCUUUGACGAGUCCCAAGCCUUUCUUCGACGAUAAGAAGAAGGAGGAAGACUUGGACACCUGGGUGAGAAUUGUGCCUACUUAUGUGAGGCAUAAGCUCACAAGACCAGAACAAGAAGUUGUAGUGGCUGCCUCCUUUUUAGAAGGAUCAGCAGCCUGCUGGUUAAAUGACUUAGUGCAGCAACAGGGCUACGGUCAAAACUUCGAUGCCUGGGCACAAUCCCAGACAUUGGAAGAGUUCAUACGGUCCGUGUACAACAGGUGGCAUGACCCACAAGGGGCUCAGAAGGCCACUGAUGCUAUCAACAACCUUUGUUCCCGAAGGUUCAAGAAUGUUAGAGAGCUAACGGACGCCGUAGAACGACUAAUCGUGGUACUUGGUGUGCGUUUUGACCAGCAGGUUCUCCUAACGGAUUACCUAAGGUGCCUACCUUCAGAGGUAAGGACCAGGCUGGUUGACGAAGCCUAUGUUGAACAGCACACCUUCGCUUCUUUUAGUAAGAAAGCUUUGGACAUCGAGGCCAAGCUAGGAUCUGCGCAUCAGGCACCCAACGAUGGUAGGAAGAGACUGCCCCAGGAUUGGAAGAAAAAAGGUCAGUUAAUGUUCGUUGACCACGAUGGUCAAACGAUGCAGAUUGACGACUACUCGGAUCUUGGGGAGUUCACAGAGCACGAUGGGGGUGGUGAGACUUCAGAUGGUGGAGUCGUGGCCCCCAUCAAGGAAAAGGCUAGGGGGACCGGGAAGAAGAAGGUAGUACGGUCCACGGGUCAGGGCGACCAAGGGACACCCGAAUGGGUGAAGAUUGGUUUAGACUACGAGGUGUGGCGUGACCGCGUUGCUAGGGGUACAUGCAUGAACUGUGGCAACUAUGGCCACACGUCUAGGACGUGCCGCGGCAAGAAAGUCACAACGAAGCACGCGAUGAAUAGGAUCUUUCAUGACUACUUGGACAAGUUUAUCGUCGUGUACCUCGACGAUAUUCUCAUCUUUAGUAGGACUGUAGAGGAGCACGCGGAGCACCUGAAAACAGUGCUAGGCCUCCUAAGACAGCACCAGUACAAGGUAAACUUGGAUAAAUGCGAGUUCGGUCGCACCAAGAUCUUGUACUUGGGACAUGCAAUUUCAGCAGAUGGAUUGAGGCCGGAAGAUGCGAAGGUGGCCAGCAUACAUGACUGGCCCAGACCUCAAACGGUUACUGAGGUCAGAUCGUUUUGGGGGAUGAUGGGCUAUUAUCGUCCAUUUGUGAAGAACUAUAGUACUAUAGCUUCCCCAUUAACAGAUCUAACUCGACUUGACACCCCUUGGGAGUGGACUGAAGAGUGUGAAGCAAACUUCAAGAAAUUGAAGUAUGAUCUGACGCACUACGAAGAUCUCAAACUUCUUGAUCCUGACAAGCCGUUUGUUGUGACCACAGACGCCAGCCAAUAUGGCAUAGGCGCGGUCCUUGCGCAACAGGAAGGGCCCAAGUUGAGACCGUGGAGACACUACCUCCUAGGAAGAUUCUUCUAUGUGAGGUCGGAUCAUGAGACUUUGCACUAGAUUAAGACACAGCCAUUCUUGUCGGACGCACUCAAGAGAUGGAUUCAAGUGAUAGACAUGUAUGACUAUCAACUUGAUCCUAUCAAAGGUACGCACAACAAAGUGGCUGAUGCGUU